AUGACGACCCUCCUUUCCGCAUUGAGGACAACUGCUUGCAGCUCAUCCUCAUUGAACGCCACUUCCCCUUCGGCAUUAUACAGGUUCUCUUUACGUCGAAACUCUCCCCACUGAUCAGGCGAUAUCUUCUUCAGGCUCGGCAUCUUGAACUUAUAAACCUUCCAUACAUGCGCAAUGCGUUCGCGUUCAGGGCGAACCCUAUCCUUCCUGCCAAACUCGUUCUUGUCAUACUCAUUUUCAGCGAUGACAGCUUGCUUGAAACUCCGCCUACAAUCCACACAAACGAAUUUGGGACGAUAUGGGUUUAGGCAUGAAGCACGGCCCUUCCAUGCUUGCAGGCUCUCUGCGUCACCACGUGGGGGUCCGAAGGUGUAUCGUUCGUGCUGAAUGAUGUCUUCGUAACUGUCUUCGCGAUAUGGACAACAUCCUUUACCGCAUCCCCGGAUUUGGUAAGGUCCAACACGACAUCCUAUGAGCCGAGCUCGAUCGUGGCUAGGUUGUCGGUUGACAGUGUAUUCGGCGUUAGCGAUCGUUUAUAUUGCAGCCGAUGUCACUUUGGUUGCAAGGUGUGGUAGUGGUCAAACGUUUGAUUGGAAAAUAGGCUUGAUGUUGACUUCACGAGUCACGACGACGGUCCCGAUAUCACGAGCGCUCAAUGAUUCUCCCCUUUUCAUUUAGUUCUCGUGGUCAAUGCGGCUGGGAGGAGCUUCAUCCUCUAUAGUUGGAAGAUCCGUCGGGACUUUCGUAUCUCCAUGCGAUUGCUGCGGCAUCUCUGGGCAAUACGGUCGCCCUGGACUUUGUUUAUUCAGUCGACGAGUUUCUUAUGCAGCAAACAUUUUGCGUGAAACAGGUACGACCAUACGAGUCAGGAUGAAAAGGAGGGGCCUUAUUUUUCGGAUGUGCCCGAAUCUUCUGUUCAUGAGUUCAAGCCCGUCAGGCAAUUGUACAGGUCAUGAAUACUACGUGAAGGCUCUUCGGAUAGUUUGUGAAGAGUCCAUCCAUGAGCUGUGCGAGUCCUCAAUCAAAGACCCUUAGAUGUGCCUAGUUGUGCCCAAAGGGUUGGAUUUGCGGCCGGGAGCAUCGUAUGACAGAUAGUCAUGGUUGACAUUGGGCUCAACUGUCAAACUAGGCCGCUUGUCUUACGAUGGACAGAUGUCGGUAUGUCAGAACCGUUGGAAUAGCCUCCUGCUUAGCUAUCAGUCUUCUGAAGAUGGCGGAUGCGCCGAAGCGCCAACCACACCAAAUCAAGGCGUCUUGCCUGG
Messenger RNA from Somion occarium, 1262 nucleotides. The record is from the annotation of a GenBank genome assembly. Lineage: Eukaryota; Fungi; Basidiomycota; Agaricomycetes; Polyporales; Cerrenaceae.